AUUCGUGUCGCACGGCCCAAUCGGCUUGAUGGGAUGAGAUGCAGGUCGUUUGGUCGCAUGUCAGAUCAUUUAGCUCCUUUGUACUUGUGCCAUGGAUCUAGGUUUCCGUAAUGACUUGACAGGGUUUCUCAAAAGACCUUCGACGUCCCAAGCCAACAGGACUUCUCUACUUGUAACCUGCUAAACACCUUGCUACCAGCAGCCAGAGGAUCAAGUAUGGCAACCCCUGAAACAACAAAGGCGAAUGUGAAUCAUACCGAAAACGCCUCGACAAUCAACGACAGCACUCUCGAGCACACACUUACACAAAACAUUCACGGCUUCGAGAUUGAUUUCGCUGCACUGCCAAAAGGCUACUACUACAGUCGUUUCUUCCUGGGUACCUUCCUUGCCACCGGCCUCGCAAUCAUCUGUGGUACUGCGGCCUUUGGUUUCGCAGCUCCCAUCCUUGGAGUCAUCAACGCAGAUAUCGGGCCUGAUGCUAGGUACACGUGGAUUUCCCUGGUAUACAACGCUGUUCUUGCCGUGUUCCUUUCGCCCGUCGGACGUCUUAGCGACAUCUUCGGUCGCCGCUACUUUUUCGUUGGAGGUGCCGUUGUUGCCAUCAUUGGAAGCGUGGUUUGUGCUACCGCGCAGGAUAUCCCUACCCUAAUUGGUGGCAAUGUGCUUCUCGCCGCUGCUACGGCUACGCAGCUCAGCUUCCACUUCGUCAUCGGCGAGCUCGUGCCUAUGAAACACCGCUAUUUUGCUAUUGGCAUGAUAUACAUAUUCACCUACGCUAGCUCUGGCAUGGGCCCUGCUAUAUCUGCGAGCUUCGUCGCCAACCAUCCAAACGUCGGGUGGCGCGGUGUGUACUGGCUGCUGUUUGCAUUGAAUGUAACUGCUUUCAUCCUGUGGACCGCGUUCUACUAUCCACCUUCAUUCUCCGAUAAACAUAAGCACGACGAGAACCGCAGUAAGGUGUAUUGGCUCAAGCACUUUGACUGGAUCGGGACUUUCCUGUUCGCAUCUGGGUUCAUCGUCUUUUUAAUGGGCCUUAGCUGGGGCGGCUCACUUUACCCCUGGAAGUCUGCCGCCGUUAUCAGCGCUAUCAUUAUCGGCUUCGUGGUCCUUGUUGCUUUCGUGCUCUGGGAGAUCUAUGCACCCAUCAAAGAGCCCCUGAUCCCAAUGCACCUGUUCUUAAACGGGCGUUGGGUUGCUGCCGUGGUCCUGCUGGGCUCGGGUGCUGGCGUUUAUUACGCAUUCAGCAUCGUCUGGCCCGCACAAGCCGCCGUACUCUACGGCAACGGCGACACUAUUCGAGUUGGAUACAUGAGCACCAUCGUGGGCAUCAGCAUCAUUACAGGCCAAGUGCUCGCCGGCAUAUUCGCUGAGCGGAUCGGAAAGACACGGUAUCAAUGCAUGGCCGCCUUCUUGAUUGGAGGCACCUUUCUCGGCUGUGCUGCAGUUGCUAACCCCGACAAUGGGAGCACAACCAUGGCACUCAUCUUCCUUGGCUGCAUGUUCAUCGGCUGGAACGAGUCCAUAUGCCUGGCGAACUCGACCAUCCUUGUCGAGGACCAGAACGAGAUCGGAAUCGCCGGUGGCACAGCGGGUUCUGUACGUGCAGCAAUUUGCGCUGUCUUGGUCGCAAUCUACUCCACCAUCAUGACGAACCGCCUCGAAGAGACGAUUCCUGCUCAAGUUUCGCCCGUCCUCAUCAACGCCGGUCUUCCUGCUGCCAGCGUUCCCCUAUACCUGCAAGCAAUACGGCUUGGUGCUGCUGCUCUCGCGGCUGUACCCGGCAUCACAGAGCAGAUCAUGGCGGUGGGAUAUAGAGCUUACCAGGAAGCAAACGCAGAUGCAUUCCGGACAGUGUAUCUUGCUACGAUUGCCUUUUCUGCUGCUUCGGUGGUUCUGACCUGGUGGGCACCGAACACUGAUGAUCUGAUGACAGGCAAGGUUGCUGCGACGCUGAAUCAUGAAGGCCAGCAUGGAAACACGCAGGAGAAGCACAGAGAGAAAAAAGAAGAAAAGCUGGAAGAAAUUCACCGUCGAGAAUGA
Messenger RNA from Cucurbitaria berberidis CBS 394.84, 2043 nucleotides. RefSeq names its product MFS general substrate transporter. Gene Ontology annotation, biological process: transmembrane transport. The record is from RefSeq and is a predicted model, not a curated record. NCBI's taxonomy places the organism in Eukaryota, Fungi, Ascomycota, Dothideomycetes, Pleosporales, Cucurbitariaceae. The transcript has 4 exons. The coding region runs from base 217 to 2043 and encodes 608 amino acids. Gene Ontology annotation, cellular component: membrane. Gene Ontology annotation, molecular function: transmembrane transporter activity.